UUUAAACUUGUCUUCCUUUUUACACUGUUUUUUGUACUGUAAGUCAUUCAUCAUUUACUGUUCAUUGUAGUGUUAUUUUCAGUUUGUUUAUUUUGUCCACCCUCCAAGAUAAGAACUGCAAGAGACAUAGUUUCUGUAAUAGCCACUGCUGUAAAAACACUGAAGACUACUUGUUUGCCAAAACCAAAGCCAAACCAAAAGAACUGCAAAAAAACAUACCAAAAAGUCACCCAGUUGAAUAGGAAACCUGCUCACCGUAGUAUUCCAGAUCAAGAUUCACAGAACAGGAUCCCUGCUAGCUGUGUGUUUCACUGCUUUCUCUGCUGCCUGGAAAUGGACUGAAAAACUCCUAAAGGAUCUCUUAUUCCAUGAAAGGAAACAUUCAGGAAAGAAAGAAAAAAAGGAGAGCUGUCUUUGCUGUUGCACAGACUUUAGCCAUGGACCUGCAUGAACAACUGGAGAAUACUGAGAGGAACUGGAAUAAAGAAAAAAUGGAAUUGCUGGAGAGAUUUGACAAUGAAAGGAAAGAAUGGGAAUGUCAAUGGAAGCUCAUGCAGAAGAAAAUAGAAGAGCUUUACCAGGAGGUAAAACUUAGAAGGGAGAGCAAUAUGACCAUCCAUGAUAGCAAGGCCAUUCAGAGCAAGAUGCUGCAGCUGUCCAUGCAUUGCCCUACUUUGCAAGAGAGUGACACAGCAGAGCUGAACCAUCAACACAAUGUGGCAAAGGACAGAAUGGAGAAAGGGAGCCUGCUUGGUGUAACAGGACACGAAUGGAAGGAGCCCAGAAACAAGAGCAGAAACAAUAUUCUGUUAGUGGACAAUCUGGCCUUUGAGAACCACGAAGAACCUGAAGACAGCCUCACCAUUAAAACCUCUGAGCAGAAUACAAAGAAUUAUAUUGGUGAUCUCAAUGUAGCUCUUAAAGAACUUGCCAGAGUCAGUGAAGAAUUAUGCAGCUAUCAAGAGGAAAUUCGAAAGAAGUCCAAUCACAGAAGAAUGAAGUCACUUCCUUUCCUGGGGGAAUUUGAGGAAACCCAAAAGACAGUUAUCCUGCCUGAGAUGAACCAUGUGUCCAGCAAUGAAUCACAGACUUCGGUUGCUUUUGAAACAGAGGAACAUAAUAAUAGGAAGAAUCUGAUGAGCUCCACCGGGGCUUUGAAGGACAUUUCUUAUGGUAGUUUUACUGGUGACAUAGGAACAGAUUUCAGACCUUGGCAGAAGAAAGAAGCUCCACCAGUUCCUCCACGGAGCACUUCUCGGCACCUAACAAACUCACUUUCUGCAGUCAUACAGCUUUCAGAAGCCCCCAUAAGAGAUCCAGGCAUCAAAAGCAAUUGCAAGGCUCAGGAUUGUUGGAAUGGGGGGAAGCUGAGGAAUCCUUCACCUGUAAACAAAAAUAAAUCUGCAGUAGCCUGUGCAAAUAAAGGGCAGGCUGUGAAAGUCCCUGUAAUGGUAACUGCUGCAAUACCUGUAACCAAAAAUGAGUGCAACGUUCCAACAAAUUUCUGCCACAACACAUGGGCAUAUGAUAUGGGCAAGCUUGGAAAAGACAAUAAAAAUGAGCCUUCCCCCCUGUCAGCCCAAAAGAGCUGUUCAGAUGGAAAUAUGGCCCAAAGCAACAAGAUGCAUCAGAAACAAAACACAAAGUCUCACAGCAGCCCUUUUUGCAGCAAUGACUUUUAUGCCCCUGCUACCUCGCACAAUGAUCUUUUGGAGGACACCAGUUAUCCUUUGGGAAAGACCCAAAGAAAUGAAACGCUAGCAGCAAAGAUUGAUGAGUUUAAUCGCACUGUAUUUCACACAGAUAAACGUAACAAUGCUCUGCAGGAAAAUCAGGUGCCUCAAACAGCCUCAGAAGAUCACAAACCCUGCGAUCCACUGUGUGACUCUGCUGCUAGCAGGGCAGAAACUGUAAAUACGCCUUGUGUUUCAAAUCCCAAGCUCUCUGCAGCAAAGGAGCAAGAAACUAACAGCACCAGCAAAGCUGUCAGGACAGCAGGGCAGCAAAAACACAUGAAUGGACUUCCAAAUACCAGUGGUUAUAGGCACAUGCUUCACGAGCAUGACUGGAGACCAAGUAAUUUAUCCGGCCGCCCGCGCUCAGCUGACUCAAGGUCCAACUAUGGUGUUGUUGAAAAGCUUUUGAAAACCUAUGAAAAAUCAACUGUGACUUCUCAGUGUAAUGCAAAAUGCUGCAAAGAUAAGAGGACACAGGCAAAUUCUGAAUUCACCAAUGGGGGUUGCGAGGCACUGAGUCAGUAUUUAGAAAUGCUCCAGAUUGAGCAAGAAAAACAAGACUUUCCGAGGAAUUCAGCCAGGCAUAUUGGGCAGCAACUCAAGCAAGGAAAAGAGAGGCAGAAGUUACCAGAGAUAUGUGUGCCAGUGAAAUGUUCCAGUGAGAAGGGCUUCUCCCGUCCCGCUCGGCCGGCAAAUCGACGCCUACCUUCCAGAUGGGCAUCCAGAUCCCCAUCAGCACCGCCUGCUGUGAGAAGAACAGUGUACAACUCUGUCUCCUUUCGGUCAGAGACCUCAGUAGUCUGAACCCAGAGCUGGGUUGGAUGGUGUUGUGAAAGCUCUCUGCCUCACUAUGACUGUGUUUGGUAUGUGUCGUAGCAACCAGUUCCACACUGUUGUGUUUUGUCCAAGAGUGACCCCCAUCACAUGCUGGACAAAGCAUUCUGAAUCUUAGGUCAUCAUCACCAUGGUCUUCAGUGUUUUUAUUGAGAUGAAAUAGAGAUAUCCCUGGUUUUCUCUGGUUUUGGGUUUUUUUUUUUUUAAUAGUUCACGAGGAAUUUCUUUUGAAUGGCAUCUUUCUUAAUUUGUUGAUCAAUUUUGAGUUGAAACAAUGUAUAGUGCUGUAUAUUCUGACUUUUCUGCAAACAGCAGAACGUAAAGCUGUAUGCAUGAUCAUGUGUUUGUAGGUGCAUGUGUUGGACUAGGAAGUAUACUGGCCUGUAUUUAGAAGAGACAAACUGUGCUAGUGUUGACAUUGAAAUUACAACCUAUAUGCCUACAUAUAUAUAUAUAAAUAUACUUUGUGUUUAUUUUAAAAAGUUUGAAAUAUACAGUCCCAAUGACAUUUAUAUUUUGUAUAUCUUUUACAUAGGUUCACAGGUGUAGUAUUUAAUGUAAAAAAACUAAAUAUGCAUUUUUUGUGACUGAUCGCAGUGAUAAUGCCUUGCACAAUAUGUAUCUGAAGCAGACUAGCUUGACUGAUUUGUCAGUCAUGCUUCAUGGCAUCCUCGUUCAGUUUCCUAACCCUAAUGCUAGGUCAAAAUUCCUAAACAUAUUUUUUUGGAAUUAAAAUACUAUAUGAUUUGUAAUACAUUAGCCUUUUUCAGCACCAGAGACAUUUCUGAGAUGUUCCAAACCCUUUACAAAGCUUAUAUGUGCCAUUAUAUAUAUAGCAUACUGUAAACACUUUGGUAGAUUCAGCUACUCUAACAUACAAUUUAUGAAGGGAAGAAAAGAGUUGUAUAUGCUCAAUUCUGUAAAGCUUAUUUUUCCUUCUAGCAUUAUACUUUGAGGUUUGGCAAAGUCAGAUAUCAAUGGACUUGUUUACUUUCACUCAAGGCAGGAGAACAAGCACCACUGCUCCCAGUGCUGCAGCCACUCUCCUUUUUUACUCUUCUCCUAGACUAGAGUGCCUGAGCCACUUGCUCAUUCCCUGCUCCUGGACUGACUCGUGGCAGUCAGUUAUGAAGUUUACUUGCACUCUGGCAACAAGCUGCAUCUAAAAGGGAAAUAUUGCAUCCAGAUAUGAUCACGAUGGUGCCCGAAAUCCUGACACAUGGCAUUGCGACUCUGGUGUUGCCACCACUCGACUUGGUAUUGUUUGCCAUCUGAAUGACAUGCACAGAGCCUGGCUUGUUCCUUCUCACAGAGUGAAAGAGGUAUGGAUGCUGUCCAGGCUCUGAACUUCCAGAAAGACAGUGUCCUUCAUCCUGGAAUUUUUGCACCUUUCGUUAGGCUGUUGCUGGGUACACAGUGCAGUUAUGAUGAUAAAUGUUACCUUUAAACAGCGUGUCUAGGUCAGAAGGAGUAAAAAGGCACUUCUUCAACAUCAGCCUGAUCUUGUCUGGCAACUUUUCUUCUUCUUCUGGAGAAACAUAGUAUGUUCAAAGGAAUUUCAAAAAUCAUCCCGGGAUCCAUUAAUGUGCACAUCUUCUUAUGUGAAUGUAAAAAGGAUUUCAGAGAGAGUAUAGGCUUUUGUCCUAGUGAAUUGUAUAUGUGGCAAUAUAGGGAAAAUUUAAUGUGCUUAAUUUGUAGUGAUCUAUUGAUCUAUUCCAGUCAUGUUGAGAAUUCACACUUUUUUCCUUCCUUUAAGGACCUUAUUCUUCUUUCCUCUGCACAACUUUGUUUUUGAAAAGAGAGAAAACAGAAGGCCCUGUGUUCUGAGCAAUAGGCUGUGUGGUAGUAUUGGUAGCAGUUCAGGCUUGCGAAUAUUGGAGUGAGCAGGCAUUAGAGCCAUAAAUCCCAAUUUAUCAUGCCAUUGUGGCUGUCUGUUUGGCUAAAAAUACACUCAGAAUAAUUUGCUCUAUCUAAACUUCUGGUCCUUUCUAGGUCUAUCCCACAAUACAUGAAGAUUUCAAGCAAAUCAGGAAUUCAUCAAAACUUACUCAGACAUUAUUGCAAAGUUAUUGCUGGAAAAGAUACAAGGACAGAAAAUCUUGAAGAAAAUUCAUACAGUUUAGAUAGAGACAAAAAUCUGUGUGCUCAAGGGAAAAAUCAAGGGUUCUAUAAAUUUGACUGCCCUAAUUUCGAAAUUUCUCUCCAUUAGCUUCCUUAGCACUAGAAAAGUUAGACAUGAUUCAUGGUAAAUUUGGAACAUGGUUUAAUAUUCUGUCUAACUAUGGAAAUUAACAAACCAAGAUACCUUGCAAAUUGACCUUUUAAACGCCUAAACAGCUGACCAGCUUUGAAUGCCUAAUGCUGGGGAAAGGGUAAUAUGAGAGAAUUGUAAAAAAAUGUCGUUCUUAACUUCAGUCACUGUUGACUGCAAAAACACUUGUUUAAACUACCUUUAUGGUGAAGUUAAGCAGUUUUGUUCUGAGAAAUUGUGAUGCACUUUUGUUUGAAGUAUGUAAAUCCAAAAGCAUUUCCCUUGAUUAGUCAGUGAAGGUGUUUCUUUAGUUCCCUUCAGUUUCUUUGGUUGACUUUUACAUAGACCACAUUGUUGAAUCACAGAGAAAGGAUCAAAUACCAACAACAUUCCCUGAUGUAUGUAAGUUUAAUGAACAGAAGGUUUUUGAAAUAAACGAAUAGGUCAAGGAUGAGUCCAUUUUGUCAAGAUUUUCUGUGUCAGUCUAAUUUUAGGCAUUGGUUCUGAUGCCUAAAAGUGUCAAAACUGGUGAUUUUGGUCUGCAGACGGCUAGUUGGAAAGCCUAACUUUAGAAAAUUGCCACUGUCACUGUUUAAAUAUUCUCUUCAAAAGCUGUGGUGACUGUGGUAACUUUUCUGGUUCCUGUAACUGUGGUUAUUGAACUACAGUAAAGGCUUUAUUCACUUAUUUGCUAUAGCGGGAAAAGCUCCAUUGGGCUGUGUUGUUUCUGACAAGGAAAUCUACACAUAUACACAUACUUGUGCAAAAAACACAAAUGAUCUAAACAUUACUUGACCUUCCUAUUAAUCCUAGUGUCACCAGUGGAAGUGGUGAGCUUUGUAAGCCUGUUUCUGAAAUAGGUUUUAAUAAUUUUACUCCUCCAUACCCUGUCUGAAGUCUCAACGCAGAUAUAUGUUAUUACUUGCACUCUGAAUUAGUCUCUCUUUAUUGCAUGUCUUAGUAACUCCCUGGAGACACAGAGUCAGCUGCCCAUUGAAAUGGAGAUGUCACUAGGAAUCAGAUGUCUGGUACUUAUUAACAAAAAGCAUCAUUCUCCCUCAUGCCAACACAUACAGCCACAAUCUUGCCAGACCUUUUUAUGGAGGAGCAUGGCAGGGUAGAAGCAUACAGAGAAGAAUCACUCAGCUCUUACUUGCAUAUGUGUCAGAGCAGGCCACCUGGAGGCUACAAAAUUGGCUUGACUCAGACCCUCUGCUGGAGGCAGAAGGAGUAGAGGAGAAUAAUUCUCUUCAAAACCUCUGCAUAUCAUUCCUCAAACUCAGAGUACACUUCCAUUAUGUGAUUUUUCUUUACAAUGUAAGUGACAGACUUAUGUAUCUUUAAAGUGUUGCUGAAGGAACAAACUUUGUUUUCCAGUAACAACACAAUUGUCCCUCACUAUUACACACACUGUAAGGGAGUUGGCUGUUAUAUGUAGGAAAGGAUUUGCAAUCAGUGUAAUGGAAUUUUACAGAGCAUUCAGAUCACCAAUUUAUUUCUCCAGUUGUCUAUUAAAAAAAUUGGGGUUUAAAAUAGGGAUUUUGUAUCCAAAUGUCUUCAACAGCAUUUUAGCAAAGAUAUAUAACAAUCCAGAAGGCAAGCCCAAGAACUUACAGAAUUCUCACCGUGCUGCUGUGCAAAGGAUUUCUUUGGCUUUGAGAUCUGUAAUAUACAACUCUAGCCAUUUCAUGCUGAUAUUCUCAGUAAUGGUAUUCUCAUUUGUAAUGGUGUCUUUAGUUGUGUACAUGUCUUUACACUGGAAGGUGCUCUAAAUGCACAGAAUCAAAGCCCCUUGUUGCCUCUGGCCUUCCCACCCCUCUUUGAUUCUUAGUGUGUACUUCUAUGUGAUUUAUUGCUGUUGGUCUGUAUGUAUAUGCCAUACCAUAGGACUUUCUACCUGUACUGCAGCCAAAAUAUUUUUUGGACAGGCUGUCCCAAAAAGUGCUGAUAUUACUAUUGCCAUUCACAAAUAUAUUAGAACUUGAUCUAUUGUUUUGCAUCACUGAAAAUGCACUUUCUUCACUGUUAAUGGCAUACAUUAUACAGAAUUUGUGCUUUUGCUUUUUGAAAUGACAAUUCAUCUGCUUUUGCACUUUGGUUCUACCCCUCUCCCUCUGACCUCUUCUGUUGGCAAAGUUCUUGUAUUAGUGGAGAUGUGUUUCUGAUGUGUCCAGUUGUUCCAGUUGCUGUGUGGCCGUGGCAGCUCAUACCUAAGGGUGCCUUGCUAACUAUGUUGCUCUAGAAAGAAUUGUACUGGAAUUUCCAUGGGAUAAGAGAGAUUGAACUAUCAACAUGA
Zonotrichia albicollis (white-throated sparrow) is the source of this 7117-nucleotide messenger RNA. RefSeq names its product KIAA0408 ortholog. The record is from RefSeq and is a predicted model, not a curated record. NCBI's taxonomy places the organism in Eukaryota, Metazoa, Chordata, Aves, Passeriformes, Passerellidae.